UUGGUGGCAGUAAUGAGAACAGUUGAUAAGCAUGCAACAAUGCAAAGUGAGUGCAGCAGCAUCAGCUAGCGAGCAGUGAUAAAACAUAGCACUUAAACACAAAUUGAUAAGAGCCUCGCAUACUUACAUGCUGCAUGUAUGUAUGCUUGAUUGCGGACGCGGAGCGGAAACACAAGUUAAAAGCGUUGAGCACAACGACAGCAAUCAGUUGCGAGCAAACUGCCCAGCCAAACAGACGUAGAAAAUAACAACAAAAAAUCGGCAAAUGAAUGAAUGAACAAACACACAAAGUGCAAGAAACGAGUUACGUUAAUAACACACUUAACUGAAGAAGCGCCCGCAGUAAGAGAAAGACAGACCGAUAGAGAGAGAGCGAGAGAGAGAGGGUAGACGACGACUCCAACAACGGCUGAUUCAGCAGAUACGCGCAGUCGGACAGACAGACAGCUAGAUAGCCAAGUAAUUAUUGGUUACUGAGACCGUUUCCAAAACAGUAUCAAUUCGAAGCUUGAGCAGAACACAAUUCCAAUUCUUUUAACGAUGGCACCACCCACUGUCUUGGUCACUGGCGGCGCCGGCUACAUUGGCUCACACACCGUGCUGGAAAUGCUAAACGCUGGCUACAAUGUCAUCUGUGUGGACAAUCUAUGCAAUGCUUACAGCGGUGGCGCUGCCAAGUUGCCGGAGGCGUUGAGCCGAGUCCAGGAGAUAACCGGCAAGAAGGUCAACUUCUAUCGUGUGGACAUCACGGAUCGCGAGCAAGUGCGCUCCGUCUUCCAGGAGCACAAAAUCGACAUGGUCGCUCACUUUGCCGCCUUGAAGGCUGUCGGAGAAUCGUGUCGUAUCCCCUUGCAAUACUAUCACAACAACAUGACGGGCACCAAUGUCCUGCUGGAGGCCAUGGCCGACAAUAAUGUCUUCAAGUUUGUCUACAGCUCCAGUGCCACCGUCUAUGGUGAGCCCAAGUUUCUGCCCGUCACCGAAGAGCAUCCCACGGGCAAUUGCACAUCGCCGUACGGCAAGACCAAAUAUUUCACAGAGGAGAUUCUCAAGGAUCUGUGCAAGUCGGACAAGCGCUGGGCUGUUGUCUCGCUGCGUUACUUCAAUCCCGUUGGCGCACACAUCAGCGGACGCAUUGGCGAGGAUCCCAACGGUGAACCAAACAAUCUGAUGCCCUACAUUGCCCAGGUGGCGGUCGGACGUCGUCCAUGCCUCAGUGUUUAUGGCAGUGAUUUCCCCACAAAGGACGGAACUGGAGUGCGAGACUACAUUCAUAUCGUGGACUUGGCCGAGGGUCAUGUGAAGGCCUUGGACAAGUUGCGCAACAUUGCAGAGACUGGUUUCUUUGCCUACAACUUGGGCAGCGGCUCUGGCUGCUCCGUGUUGGAGCUGGUGCAUGCCUUUGAGCGUGCCUCUGGCAAGAAGGUCAACUAUCAGCUGGUCGAUCGUCGUGCUGGCGAUGUGGCCACCUGCUUUGCGGACGCCCAGCUGGCGGAACGUGCCUUGGGCUGGAAGGCAACGCGUGGCAUUGACAAGAUGUGUGAGGACACGUGGCGCUGGCAAAGUCAAAAUCCCAAUGGUUAUGCCAACAAAUAAUAGUCGCCCCUUUCUCCACUCUCUGGUGUCAUCUUGCCCACCCCAAACUCCGUCUUCGUCUCCACCUCCCCACAAAUUAUUUCCUGCAAAAUCUUUCUGCAAGUUCCUCUACCAAACUCCGCAAUAUCAUAUUAUGUAUUUAAUUAUUCUAAUUAGCUAAAUGCUUGCGUAUGUAACUAGUUAUGUAAAUUUCUCAGUUCUUUGAUUUUUUGUGUCAAUUUGAAAGUGCAAAGUGUUACAAAAUUAAUUAAUGUAUUGUCGAUAUAUAUGUAUGUAUGUUAUUGAUAACUGUAUGUGUAUGUCAAAACCCAAAAAGUACUUUGUAAUUAAAAUGCAACAACAAGCUGCACUCGUCA
This is a messenger RNA of Drosophila sulfurigaster albostrigata, 1952 nucleotides long. RefSeq names its product UDP-glucose 4-epimerase (gene Gale). The transcript is spliced from 5 exons. Gene Ontology annotation, biological process: beta-D-galactose catabolic process via UDP-galactose, Leloir pathway. Bases 541 to 1596 code for a protein of 351 amino acids. The record is from RefSeq and is a predicted model, not a curated record. Gene Ontology annotation, cellular component: cytosol. Lineage: Eukaryota; Metazoa; Arthropoda; Insecta; Diptera; Drosophilidae. Gene Ontology annotation, molecular function: UDP-glucose 4-epimerase activity.